Papilio xuthus (Asian swallowtail) is the source of this 1291-nucleotide messenger RNA. RefSeq names its product golgi SNAP receptor complex member Gos28 (gene Gos28). Lineage: Eukaryota; Metazoa; Arthropoda; Insecta; Lepidoptera; Papilionidae. Bases 129 to 812 code for a protein of 227 amino acids. Gene Ontology annotation, molecular function: SNAP receptor activity. The transcript has 6 exons. The record is from RefSeq and is a predicted model, not a curated record. Gene Ontology annotation, cellular component: Golgi membrane; SNARE complex; Golgi medial cisterna. Gene Ontology annotation, biological process: endoplasmic reticulum to Golgi vesicle-mediated transport; inter-Golgi cisterna vesicle-mediated transport; vesicle fusion.
UCAUUUAAUCUUUAUGAUAACAAAAACUGACCUUGAGUUUACUAGACUCUCAAGAAAUUUGUAAACAAUUAUAUAUUGUUUAAAAUCAAUUAAAAAACUCUUUUACUUGAUAAUAUCGAUUUUACAAAAUGAAUAUGGCUUCAGGUUCAUCUUGGGAAGAUUUAAGAAAGCAAGCGAGGCAUCUAGAGAAUGAUAUAGAUGUAAAACUGGUUGCAUUUAGUAAAUUGGGUGUUACAUAUGGAUCAUCAAAUCUAUCUUCAGAGACAGCCCCCUUGAUCAACAGCGAUGAUAUGUUUGAUACAAUGUCUAUGGAACUUCAGCAACUUCUAAAUAAGUUGUCUGCGAUUAAUGAUACAAUGGCUGAUCUAGCUCCCAGUGGUACUGCUACAAUGCACACAAUAAAAAGACAUAGAGAGAUUCUGAUGGAUUACCAACAAGAGUUCUCGCGGACGUCAGCUUUAGUGUGUGCAAGGAGAGAGCGCGAGGAACUACUCCGCGGAGGCAGCCCGCCGCCCGCAGCAGCUGGGCUCAGUCGACGCGACCAGUAUGCUAAAGAAGCUAAUCAUUUGCACAGCUCACACAUCUUAGUGGAUGAGCAGAUCAACAUAGCAUUGGAAGCGCGCGAGCACCUCACCUCGCAGCGGCAAACAUUCAAGCGUAUGCAGACCAGAUUCAACGACAUUGCCAACAGGUUUCCGAUGCUGAACAGUCUUAUCUAUAGAAUAAACGCCCGUAAACGUCGCGACUCCCUAAUCCUUGGUCUAGUUGUAGCUGUUUGCACAUUCCUUUUACUGUUUUAUGCUUUCCAUUGAUUUUUUUUCUUGUUAUAAAGAUGAAUAACAAUAUCUUAAGCAUAGUAUAAGUAGAUUUAAUAUUUAAUUUUUAUUUUGUAAAAAAAAUCAGUAAUCCAUUAAAAUUCCCGUUAAAAUCGGUCCAGCCAUUUCGGGGAUUUCCCGGAACAAUCGCGGACUCGUUAAGAGACGGAAAAAAUUAAAAAAAAAUAUGUUUUUGUUGUUUCAUGAAAUAUAACAAUAUUUUGAUAUUACAUAUAGACACUCCAAUUUUAUUUAUCUGUAUGUAUUCCAUUGCUCUUGAAUUGCAAUUGGGUGUAAAAGGAAAGUAUGACCAUUUUAGAUUUUAAUUCUUCCUAAGUAUUAAUAUUGCCGAAAGAAAAAAAAUGUUUUAUUAACUUGUAUUUUUGACUAAUGUACAGCUAUGUAUUUACUUAUCAACUGUAACAAUUUGUAAGUAAAAUGUAAAUAAAUAAUAUUGAAUAAAAGAGUUUAUUUCA